CUUCCUCCGUCUGCCUUGUCUGCUCAGGGCGAUCCUCAGCUUAUUGUGUGUUUUUUUUUUCUUCUUCUGCCCACACUUGAACUGAAAUGUGAAAUCUGAGGCAGCUCAGGACAAGUCUGCCGUCUUCACCUGGUACCGUAGCAGCUUUUAUACCGAGGAUGCGUGAGGACAUGUCCACCAUGGUGUGCGUGAAGGAGGAGGAGGACCCUGGGGAGAAACUGUCCCAGGAUGAGAUCAUCUCCCGGACCAAGCAGGUGAUCCAGGGGCUGGAGGCCCUGAAGCAGGAGCACCACUCCAUCCUGGAAGGCCUGCUGGGUACGCUGCGAUGCCUGAAGCAGGACGAGGAGGGCGUCCUGGUGGAGGAGAAGUCCCACAUGAUCCGCAAGUCCCUGGAGAUGCUGGAGCUCGGGCUGAGCGAGGCACAGGUGAUGAUGGCGCUGUCGAGUCACCUGAGCUCGGUGGAGUCGGAGAAGCAGAAGCUGCGAGCUCAGGUGCGUCGGCUCUGCCAGGAGAACCAGUGGCUGAGGGACGAGCUGGCCGGGACGCAGCAGAAACUGCAGAAGAGCGAGCAGAGCGUGGCCCAGCUGGAGGAGGAGAAGAAGCACCUGGAGUUCAUGAACCAGCUGAAGAAGUAUGACGAGGACCUGUCCCCAUCUGAGGAGAAGGACUCCGAGUCCAGUAAAGAGACUCUGGACGAUCUUUUCCCGGAUGACCAGGAUGACCAAGCCCCAGGCAUCCAGCCGGCUCACGGCAGCGCUGCAGCAGCUGCUGCCCAGCAGGGCGGCUACGAGAUCCCGGCCCGUCUGAGGACCCUCCACAACCUGGUGAUCCAGUACGCCUCCCAGGGCAGGUAUGAGGUGGCUGUGCCUCUCUGCAAACAGGCCCUGGAGGACCUGGAGAAGACAUCUGGACACGACCACCCAGAUGUGGCCACCAUGCUCAAUAUCCUAGCCCUGGUUUACAGGGAUCAGAACAAAUACAAGGAGGCAGCCAACCUGCUGAAUGACGCUCUGGCUAUCAGGGAGAAGACUCUGGGCAGAGACCACCCAGCUGUGGCUGCCACCCUCAAUAACCUGGCUGUCCUGUACGGGAAGAGAGGGAAGUACAAGGAAGCAGAGCCGCUGUGCAAGAGAGCGCUGGAGAUCAGAGAAAAGGUGCUGGGGAAGGACCACCCAGAUGUGGCCAAGCAGCUGAACAACCUGGCCCUGCUGUGUCAGAACCAGGGCAAGUACGAGGAGGUGGAGUACUACUACAUGAGAGCGCUGGAGAUCUACCAGACCAAACUGGGCCCCGACGACCCCAACGUGGCCAAGACCAAGAACAACCUGGCGUCCUGUUACCUGAAGCAGGGCAAGUUCAAGCAGGCCGAGACUCUCUAUAAAGAAAUCCUCACUCGCGCUCAUGAGAGGGAGUUUGGCUCCGUUGACGAUGAGAACAAACCAAUCUGGAUGCACGCUGAGGAGCGAGAGGAACAAAGCAAGGGGAAGCAGAAGGACGGCUCACCCUUUGGAGAAUAUGGCGGCUGGUACAAAGCCUGUAAAGUCGACAGCCCCACAGUGACCACCACCCUGAAGAACCUGGGCGCCCUCUACAGGCGGCAGGGCAAGUUCGAGGCGGCGGAGACUCUGGAGGAAGCUGCCAUGCGUUCCAGAAAGCAGGGUCUGGACAAUGUGCACAAGCAGCGCGUGGCUGAGGUCCUGAGCGAGCCGGAGCCCGCUGAGAAGCAGCGGAGCCGCGAGAGCCUGACCUCCGACACGGUGAAGUACGAGAGCGGGCCGGACGGUGGCGAGGAAGUGAGUAUGAGCGUGGAGUGGAACGGGGACGGCUCCGGCUCUUUGAAGAGAAGCGGCUCCUUCAGUAAACUCCGAGCGUCGAUCCGUCGCAGCAGCGAGAAACUCGUCCGCAAGCUGAAAGGCGGCGGCUCGUCACGAGACACUGAACCCAAAAACCCCGGCAUGAAGCGAGCCAGCUCUCUGGGGGUUCUUAACGUGGCGGACAAGGCUGCGAGUGACCACUACCAAGAACGAAAUAAUCGUCUGAGAAAAAGUCGGGACCUGAGUGCCAGCCACACCGACCUGGCGCGUUGAAGGUUUUUUUUUUCUGACCCCGAAGAGACGCUGAGAGGUCACAGAGGUCACGGGAGUCGACUUCCUGUCCCACUUCCUCCUCGCUGUAAAUAGCUGUUUGUGAAAGCUUCGUAUCUCCCAUGUCACACUUCAGCGUCACACCACCAAGUGCUCACUGUACAGGUUUUAAUCUCUCAUUGCACUUUUAAAGGUUUGUGCUCUCAGACGGGGAUUUGUGGUGGUUUUGUUGGGUUUUUUGUAUCAGUACAUAUCGAGAAACAGGAGGAAAAUGAACGUACGGUGGCCUGUAUGUGUUUGAUUUGAGUGUGUAAAUCUGUUCUGUCUCAUUGUAUGUGCGUAUACUGUAUGUGAGCGUGUGCUGGUGUGACUGAUCGCUCGCUCAGAUCAGUCCUUUAAAUAUUUUAGGCUAUCGCUUGAGUGAAGGCAGAGUUUAAGUUUCAGAAACGUUUCUGAUGUCGAGGCAAAAAACCAAAAGUCACUGGUCCAGUUAAACUGUAGAGGGUGAAGCCAAAGAAGUACAGUUAAGACUGAUUAACAUCUCUCUGUAGUAAUUAUGACUGUGUAAUAAUAACAUAAGAUGCAAAUGGACAACAUAAGGUACAGAAACAAAAACAAGUACAAAACAGUGCAGAAUCUGAACACAACAGUGCAAGAAAACAGGAUGAAACAGUACAAAACACAGAACAGUGUAAAAAAUGGAACAAUUUAGUGCAAAAGUCAGUUAAAAAUGAUGCAAAGAGUAAGUGCAGGAGUGCAGAAUGUAAACAGGUUGUGGUUUGAUGUUGUCGCCACAGAUUUCUGUGAGCAGACAUUAUAUAACUGUUAGAGUAUGUUUGAUCAUUUUAAUCGUUUUUUGAAGGUAUCAUUUGUUCAAAAUGGAAGAAAAGGAGAAAUUAAAGAUGCAAACAUGUUAUAUUCCAUUGUUGAAAAAAUAAGUAACAUUCGAUCAAGAGUUCGUUAAAGUUCACCAACUUUCUCUUGAUGAAACUGGCUUCACUUUAAGUCCAGUGACUGAUCAGUUCUGCCUCUCAGAAAACGUUUUAAUAACUUAAACCAUCUGCUCUUUGCAGAACUUGUCCAGCAAUGACGUCUUUUUGUAGGCCGACCCGGACGUUAGCUUAGCUCUGCGUUCACUCUGCAGGUUUCCAAUGGAACUUCUGAACUGGUGUUUUUUAUUUCAGUGUAGAAAAAGAGCUUUAGGACUAAACAGAAGAAGAGUCAACAAACAUCUGACAAUAUUUGAAGCAGAAAAACUCCUUUAAGUGUUAAACCUGCAGAGAGAACCCACAUCUCAGUCGCCUCUUGGUUUUAGGACCUUUCUCCUAAAACUCUCCGUCCUGUGUUGAUUGAAAACUUUUUGCUUUUGAUGUAUGAAGUUCUAUGUUUACAUUUGGGGUUUUGUAAAUGAUGUUUUCUUAGUUUCUUGUCCUGUAAAAGCCUCGAGAACAGCAGCACAAAGAGGCAGGAUCAUUGGGUUUAUUGGCACGUGAAGGCCGGCCGACACACACUCAGGACCGAAGGCUGUAGUUUCACACACUGACUGAUCACAACACACACUCACACACAACUCCAGGUUUGUUUAUACAAAACAACACUUUACCAUGUGAGUAAAGUUGAACAAAUCCAACCAAAAAAAAAAAGCAAAUUAUGAAUUAUUUAAAGAAAGUUAUGCAAAAAUUAUUCCUGAGAAGAUUUAAGUUGUAGAUGUAAAAUAUAUAUAUUCGCUGUUACCAAAAUAAGAGGCGCUGCUCCUCCUAUAGUUAGAUAUAGUUUAAUGAAUAUAUACACACGACUGUGCAACAGUGAUUCACUUUGAUUCAUUAGAUCCAAAGUGUUUUUUAAUUUAAAACUGGAAUUUAAUGUAAAGACGAAAACGUGCGUCCACACUCUGAAGCUGAAAAAGUUUAUUCUGCAUCACAGGAAUCAGACAACAAACGAAAAUCCUGAUCAGAAAUUGUCCGAGUUCAGUUUCUACAUCGGUCAAAAUAAUAUAUUCAGACAGAAAAGUGUGACUGACGUCGCUCCAACAUUUAAGCUUUUGUUAAAGUUCACUCUGAGAAAGGAGGUAACAUAACAAACUUGAAUUACAGUUUGAAAAAACUUAAUUUACAGCAUUAAUCUGAAUUGAAGAUGAAGCAUCACUGAUUCUGGUUCAGUGAAAUAUUUUAUCAGGAGUUUAAAACCAGGUUUAAAGCUUUGGGUUGAAUUUUUAUUUCUUUUACAGUCAGAUAUCACCGGUGUUUCAACACAGGCUGAAACGGUCGAUAUGCAGAUGAGAUCAGGCGACGACCUUUGUGCUUAAAGUGACAGAAAGCUUAAAUAUUUCAGAUAAAACAGCCUGAGUUCAUUUAUUCAAGGAAUUUAUUUUACAUUUAGAAAAAUCAAGUUUUUACAAAAAGAAGAAGAAUCCAAAGUUCCAAAACGUUAAACGUCGUCUAAACUUUUAAAUCAGGAACGACCUGAUCCUGAACACCCGAUCGUUUUGAUUCUCAGGUUCAGGAUUAUUUUUAAACCGUCGUCAGACUGAAUCGUUUGUUGUUGUUGUUGUUUUUCCUGCAGGAGUUUAGUUCUCUGCAAUAAUCUUUGAUUUGAUUCUGAAAAUCUCUUCACACGUCACUGAUUUUAAAUCUGAUUAUCAAUUAAUUAAUCAACAUCUGAAGCUGAGCAGAGAGUUGAUGAAACUGUUCAUCCGCCAUUUUUCUUCUUGAAUCAUCAUCAGUCGUUUUUCCUUCUGUGCCUGAAAUAAUUUAGUCAUAGUGAUUUUUUUAAAUCUCGUUUUUGAGUUAAUUUUCUUUAUAAAGAUGAUUUUAUUGACGCUGUUACAGAGUCGAAGCUUCGUGUCGACUGUUGAUCAGUCUGCUCAUCAAACCUGCUUCCUGCUGUUUUUCCUCUUUGUUGUCUUAAUGUAGAAGCUCCACAAAGUAACGAGGCACAUAACCUAACAAUGUCUGAUGGUUCUGAUGAAGCAGGGCGACAGUUUGAGCAACGCAGACGGGCAACAUCCUCAGCAACAGGCAACAGAGAGAUAAUCAGAGUUAAUUUAAGGUAAAGAUGAAUAUUAGAAGAAAUAUUAGAAUUAUUAUAAACACAACAAACAAGAGUCCUCACAGCAUAAAUAACAUUUAAUUUAUUAUUUAACUUAUGAACAAAACAUAGAAAAUGCAACUUAUCAGAGUAAAAUAUUUUGUAAUGUUUUUAUGAUGCUUUAAACCGUGUUUUCACAUUUUAAUUUGCUCUGAUUAGAACUUGAAGAGGUUAACAUCGUGCUGCUGAAGUAUUCGUCUCAUGUAACUUGUGUCUGAGUUUAUCAUCAGACAUUGUUGCCCAAACUGUUGCCCUGUGCAUCACAGCUGCAGAGAUCUGAAGCUCGUGUAGAGGAACUCUCCUCUCACAGGACUGGAAAUCUUAAAAUCCGUCCUGAAACUUUUUGACUUCUCACCAGUUUUUAACAAACAGAACGAUCUCUCUCUCUCUGAGUGUCGAUGACGUGAAUGUAAACUUUGUGAUUUAAGAAAGUGCAGAACAGCUGCCGUUGACUGUAUGUGUGUUCCUUGUUAAAGCAGUGAAGGUUUCUGUCUUUUUGUUGUCAUUUUUUAUUUUUUACUGAGUGUAAUUUCUCCUCCUCCCCCUCGGCUGUGGACCAUGUUGAUGUGUGGAGCGGUGAUGAGGACGGAAGUAAAUUCUCAGGUGGUUUUAUAUCCGAGGGUACGGGGGGAAAAUAAAAGAAUAUUGAUAGAACUUCACCCUUGUAACAGAAGCCGAAUCUUUAUUUAUCAGAUGCCUUGUUGCCGUGGCAACACACUGGAUGCUGCACCCUCCUCACAUACCGCUCCACGACCGCUCAGAGGCUCCGAAGUAGUUCUUUUUCUUUUGUGUAAUCUGAAAUUAUUCAAACUUGUCCCUCCAUUGUUAACUAUGAAACGAAGCCCGUCCUCUGUGUAGACAGUAAAUACAUGUUCCUGGAUGAGACUGGUAUUUGUGACACUAACUGCUGCUCUUCAUCUUCUUCUUCUCCUGUGCUGAUAAUCCUCACACAGGUUAACACUCCUCUGAUGUUAGAGAGUAACGUGGUGUAUCAGAGCGUCAGGACACAGAGCAGAAAACUUUUUGUUCACUCUCUAAAUGCACUGAGAUUGUGAGGAAGUUUGUCUCCAAAUUGAUUCUUUACCACAGCCCCUUUUGUUUUUCUACAUGAGCAGUGGUGAUGUUUGUUCUGCAAAUUAUUGUACAUCUUAACUGUAUUUGAAGAAUAAAAUGGUUAAAUUCA
Messenger RNA from Lates calcarifer (barramundi perch), 6354 nucleotides. It is a transcript of the gene klc1a, whose product is annotated as kinesin light chain 1a. Gene Ontology annotation, cellular component: cytoplasm; kinesin complex; membrane-bounded organelle. The record is from RefSeq and is a predicted model, not a curated record. NCBI's taxonomy places the organism in Eukaryota, Metazoa, Chordata, Actinopteri, Centropomidae. Gene Ontology annotation, molecular function: kinesin binding. Gene Ontology annotation, biological process: axo-dendritic transport.